CAAGCCACCAUCUUCUCUAUCUCGCUGGGCGGAUUAUUACAGAAGAGAGAUGGAUCAGAUACUGAACAAGGUGGGCUCUUAUUGGUUAGGACAAAAGGCAAACAAAGAGUUCAAUUCCGUCGGUGACGACUUUAAUGUAUCCUUCCCUUUCCCUAUCUCUUUCUUUGCUUUUAAUAGUUUCAGUUUAUUAUUACAUAAUCGAAAACUCUGUUGUGUGUUUAAUUGAAAGUUCACUGCUUUAUCGUUACUCGUACCUUAACUGAAAACCCUUGUAGAAGAUACUAGAGAUAGAAGAAGAUUGGUUAUAUAUAUGUUUACACUUGGUCCUGAAUCCCAUUUAGCACUUGUUGUUACAGUUUUGUACUUAUGGUCAUUGUCUAGCAGUAUUGAAGGAGGUACCAAGUGGUUGGUCAACAAACUCAAAGGAAAAAUGCAGAAGCCAUUACCUGAGCUGCUAAAGGAAUUUGGUUUACCUGUUGGGAUCUUUCCACAGGACGCCACAAACUACGAGUUCAACGAAGAGACGGGCAAGUUGACUGUCUUCAUCCCUGAGACCUGCGAGGUUGGGUACAGGGAUUCAUCGGUCCUGCGGUUUUCGACAACGGUGACGGGUUACCUGGAGAAAGGGAAGCUAGCUGAAGUGGAAGGCUUGAAAACAAAGUUGAUGAUUUGGGUGAAAGUGACUUGUAUCUCAGCAGACCCAUCAAAGGUGUAUUUCACGGCAGGGAUGAAGAAAAGCAGGAGCAGAGAUGCUUAUGAGGUUAUACGGUCUGGUUUUAGUGUUGAUAAAUUCUAACUUAUGGUACCAAUUAAUAAUAAAACGAGUGUUACCAAGUUAGUUUUUGUAUGUAUGCUUUUAGCACUUUGUGUUAAACAACACCUGAUGAAGCAAACCUUUUACUUAUUAAUGUGUAAGAAUGUUGGUACUUGAAUUGUGUUGCAGUAAGCAGAGAUCAAGCACAAAUAUUUUACUUUA
This is a messenger RNA of Brassica napus (rape), 976 nucleotides long. RefSeq lists its product as uncharacterized. The record is from RefSeq and is a predicted model, not a curated record. NCBI's taxonomy places the organism in Eukaryota, Viridiplantae, Streptophyta, Magnoliopsida, Brassicales, Brassicaceae. The coding region runs from base 311 to 796 and encodes 161 amino acids. The transcript is spliced from 3 exons.